CUUAUGAACCUAUUACUUCGCCAGCAAUUUCUGUGGUUGAGUCAGAAGUUACAGCAGCAUAGUUUCACAGUGUUCCCUCUGCUCACAGAUAAGGUGAAGUGCUGAGAGAUUUGUCCCCCACCCACCCAGCCCCCUCUCAUUUAAAUGGUAAUAAGAUGAUUGAAUUAACAUCAAGGUGCUGCCUACAGGCUGACGUUUCCAGGUCUCGGUAAACUGUAGCCCAGGACACAAGCAAGGCUUUUGAAAUCCCGCAGAUGUUUUGACAUGGGUCGGGGUCAUUAUUGCACUGACAACACACCAGUGUGUUAUAUCACUCCGUCAAUUAACUGCGCUUCUCCUGCGCACCUCUCAGAUCUCUCAGCUGGGAUUUAACAGGACAAGAGCUCUCCAGGGGGUCACUGACACAUCACACCCCGCUCUAUAAGGGCAAGUGGAAGCCUACACACUCAUCCAGACACACACCGACCCGUCUCAUUGCUGGAGGGCUCGAUUUGCUCCAAAUUUGCUCUCUUGAGUUUGGGGACCCAUUUGCCCUCAGCCAUGCAGGUACCGGCUCUGACCCUGGGAGGUCUUGCCUACCCGCCUCCCUUCCCUCGCCCCCCUCUCUGCUCCGAAUGCACCCCCAAACCCUUCAGCAUCGACGCCCUCCUCUCCAGCCCUGCUCCCCCGGGACUAGCUACCAGCCCCGCCGUCCCGCAGCCUCUGUACCCGGGCUUAAUGCCUCCCCACGCCGGCUACCCUCUCUACUACGGGGCGCCCCUGCUCUACCGGACCAGCGGCUACAGGGAGGGUCACUACACACACGAAUAUCCACUGGCCAGAGCUGCCCUCACUCCUCUCAAAUCGAAAGGUGCCAAGUCCAAGCGGGUACGGACAAUCUUCAGCCAUGAGCAGCUGGCCCGUCUGGAGGAGGAGUUUGCCCGGCAGCAGUACAUGGUGGGCUCUGAGAGGCUUCUGCUGGCAACUGCCCUGCACCUCAAUGAAUCACAAGUCAAGGUCUGGUUCCAGAACCGAAGAAUCAAAUGGAGGAAACAGAGCCUUGAGCAGCAGCAGGCUAAGCUGGCCAGACUGGGUAUUGUGGCUACUCAGGCCAGCCCGGACUCUCAGAGCACCGGUGAGGGACCAUGUCCUGAAACCCAACAUGAGGACCAGCCCUGAGAUCCUGCAGGAUGUUCAUCACAGACUCUUAGCACAUAGCUGUGUCCACACCAGCCACACCACUAACUAUAAUUUGUCAAGCCUGAAACUGGUGCAGCUGGUACCUACUGACUAUCCACGGAGCAGGCAUCAAACCUGGGGCUUGUUGGUGUGUUCACUCACCGUUGUUUAUAACAUAUUGUGUAUUGUAAAAUUAGUAUAGAUAUACCUAAUAUAUUAUUGGAGUUUUAAAGGAGGCGUCUUUCCAUCUAUGUGUAUUUGUCUGUCUGUUUGCCUGUGUGUAUGUGUGUGCAC
Messenger RNA from Chiloscyllium plagiosum (whitespotted bambooshark), 1452 nucleotides. Its product is annotated as homeobox protein EMX1-like. The record is from RefSeq and is a predicted model, not a curated record. Gene Ontology annotation, biological process: regulation of transcription by RNA polymerase II; central nervous system development; neuron differentiation. Gene Ontology annotation, molecular function: RNA polymerase II cis-regulatory region sequence-specific DNA binding; DNA-binding transcription factor activity, RNA polymerase II-specific. Lineage: Eukaryota; Metazoa; Chordata; Chondrichthyes; Orectolobiformes; Hemiscylliidae. Gene Ontology annotation, cellular component: nucleus.